Molecule: messenger RNA, 1057 nt
Organism: Drosophila takahashii
Lineage: Eukaryota; Metazoa; Arthropoda; Insecta; Diptera; Drosophilidae
Product: transmembrane reductase CYB561D2
Molecular function (GO): transmembrane monodehydroascorbate reductase activity; heme binding
Source: RefSeq, a predicted model, not a curated record
AAUAUCGGAAUUUCAUUAACUUACGAAUAAGAUACUGGUGGGCCAACAGUUGGAUGCGAUAGAUCUUGGCCGGCUGCUGGAAACGGAGGAUUAUGUCGUGUGAGGUUCCACGUUCUCUGUUUUGUAUUUAAGCGAUGGCGAGCAUGUUGCUAGCUUAGUCGUCACUCAGCCGCCCAGUAUCUGAUAGUACAAAUACCUACGGUAUCUUAUAGUGUAAAUAACUGACUUAAAGUCAAUUAAUCGAGGAGAGAAAAGAACGCAAAAUGCCGGAGGGAUACACGAAAGCCACUGCCUGGCUGCAAAUCCAGAGCCUGCUGAAUAGCAUUAACCACAUGCUGAUCUUCCUGGUGGCCGCCUUCUUUUUCGUCCUGGCCCGCAGCCUGGAGUUCAAGGAUACGGCCAUGCAUAUGUUCAUGACGGGCAUUGGAUUCCACGUCCUUAUCGCCCAGGCCAUGAUGUCACACUCCAAAGUGAACCCGCUCACCCGCUGGCUGUCGCACCGCAACAAGUCGCGCUUCCACGCCAUCCUGCAAAUCGUGGGCGGCUCCAUGGUCCUGCUGGGCUCCCUGGGCAAGUUUUCCAGCAAGGAGGUGCACUUUAACACCUGGCACGGCCGCGUGGGAGGAGCUGCUGCCUUUGGCUGUGCAGCCAGCAUUGUGGGUGGUUUCGUGAACUAUUUCCAGCCCAAGUUCGCCCUGAAAGUGAUGCCGCCGUCGGAGAUGCGCUUCCGCCACAACCUCUUCGGCCUGGUCACCUUCAGUCUGGGCAUGGGAGCCAUCUACCUGGGCUACUACUCCAAGUUCUUCACCAAGUUCGUGGACAAUGACUUUAUACCCGGCAUGAUGCUGGUCACCUCGCUGGUCUAUGUGCUCACCAUCAUUGCGCCGGUGUCAUCGCUCCUCACUAAACUUAAAUACCGAUCCAGGAAGAGGGCGGAACAGACCCAGUAGGCGAUGCUGGAGAGGAUGAGGCUGUGGCCAGUGAGGCUAACCGGAAAGUGUCAGGUCCUAGCAUACAAAAAUAAAGAGUUUGGCUUCCAGCCAAAUUGAAAUAUGCA